This is a messenger RNA of Owenia fusiformis, 751 nucleotides long. The record is from the annotation of a GenBank genome assembly. NCBI's taxonomy places the organism in Eukaryota, Metazoa, Annelida, Polychaeta, Sabellida, Oweniidae.
AAAAUGUAAAGAAAUUUGUAAAAAGUUUACAACCCGGAAAUAAGUUUGCAGUUUACCACAGAAGCAAAGUCUGGCAACUUCCGCUUUUUAAAUAUGUUAUUUGAAGUGUAUUUAGGCUAUUAUGCUAUUCAAUUAUGAAUACUAUAUGUAUCUUUGAUGUAUGGAUUGUAUCAUAUUAAACGCUCAUUCCGAUAGAAAGCUUUAAAAGAGGUGGAAAUGCAGUCUACUUUUACGAACUUAGAAACUAGGGUAAUCAGCCUCGUUCUCGUUCUCUUUUGCAGCCAUCAAAAAAUUGAAGAUGGUGAAGGUAAAGGCCAAGGAUCUCCGUGGGAAGAAGAGGGAAGACCUCGUCAAGCAGCUUGAGGAGCUCAAACAGGAGCUGUCUCAGUUGCGAGUUGCCAAGGUAACCGGGGGAGCUGCAUCCAAACUUUCCAAAAUUCGCAUUGUGCGCAAGUCAAUCGCCAGAGUGUUUACAGUAAUGAACCAAACACAAAAGGAGAAUCUAAGGAAAUUUUACAAAAACAAAAAAUACAAGCCUAAGGAUCUGCGUCUGAAGAAGACCAGGGCUAUCAGACGUCAACUCACCAAACACGAGGCUGCCCUCAAGACUAAAAAACAACAGAGGAAAGACCGAUUGUACCCUGUGAGGAAAUACGCUGUCAAGGAAUAGACUUAACUCUAAUUAAAGGACACUAUGUGCAUUGAGUGUAAAUACCAUUGACACUAUUAAAGUACAUGUCUAUUCUAAAUU